AUGAGAGCCACGGAGCCUCUCAUCACCACGAGAGCCAUGGAGCCCCUCACCACCACGAGAGCCACGGCGGAGCCUCUCACCCACCACGAGAGCCAUGGCGGAGCCCUCUCACCCACCACGAGAGCCACGGAGCCCCUCACCCACCAUGAGAACCACGGCGGAGCCCCUGAACCACCACGAGAGCCACGGAGCCCCUCACCCACCACGAGAGCCACGGAGCCCCUCACCCACCACGAGAGCCACGGAGCCCCUCACCACCACGAGAGCCACGCCGGAGCCCCUCACCCACCACGAGAGCCACAGCGGAGCCCCUCACCCACCACGAGAGCCACAGCGGAGCCCUCUCACCCACCACGGGAGCCACGGAGCCCCUCACCACAACGAGAGCCAUGGAGCCCCUCACCCACCACGGGAGCCAUGGUGGAGCCCCUCACCCACCACGAGAGCCACGGAGCCCCUCACCCACCACGGGAACCACGGAGCCCCUCACCCACCACGGGAACCACGGAGCCCCUCACCCACCACGAGAGCCACGGCAGAGCCUCACCCACGAGAGCCACGGAGCCCCUCACCCACCACGAGAGCCACGGAGCCCCUCACCCACGAGAGCCAUGGAGCCCUUCACCACCACGAGAGCCACAGCGGAGCCCCUCACCCACGAGAGCCAUGGAGCCCUUCACCACCACGAGAGCCACAGCGGAGCCCCUCAACCACCACGAGAGCCACGGAGUCCCUCAACCACCACGAGAGCCACAGCGGAGCCCCUCAACCACCACGAGAGCCACGGAGCCCCUCACCACCACGAGAGCCACAGCGGAGCCCCUCAACCACCACGAGAGCCACGGCGGAGCCCCUCACCCACCACGGGAGCCACGGCGGAGCCCCUCAACCACCACGAGAGCCACGGAGCCCCUCACCACCACGAGAGCCACAGUGGAGUCCCUCACCCACCACGAGUGCCAUGGAGCCCCUCACCACCACGAGAGCCACAGCGGAGCCCCUCAACCACCACGAGAGCCACGGCGGAGCCCCUCAACCACCACGAGAGCCAUGGUGGAGCCCCUCACCCACCACGAGAGCCACGGAGUCCCUCACCCACCACGGGAGCCAUGGAGCCCCUCACCACCACGAGAGCCACGGAGUCCCUCACCACCACGGGAGCCACGGCGGAGCCCCUCAACCACCACGAGAGCCACAGCGGAGCCCUCUCACCCACCACGAGAGCCACGGAGCCCCUCACCACCACGAGAGCCACGGCGGAGCCCCUCACCCACCACGGGAGCCACGGAGCCCCUCACCCACCACGGGAGCCAUGGUGGAGCCCCUCACCCACCACGGGAGCCACAGCGGAGCCCCUCACCCACCACGAGAGCCACGGAGCCCCUCACACACCACGGGAGCCACAGCGGAGCCCCUCACCCACCACGGGAGCCACGGCGGAGCCCCUCACCCACCACGAGAGCCAUGGAGUCCCUCACCACCACGAGAGCCACGGAGCCCCUCACCACCACGAGAGCCACGGAGUCCCUCACCCACCACGGGAGCCACGGAGCCCCUCACCCACCACGGGAGCCACAGCGGAGCCCCUCACCACCACGAGAGCCACAGAGUCCCUCACCACCACGAGAGCCACAGAGUCCCUCACCACCACGAGAGCCACGGAGCCCCUCACCCACCAUGGGAGCCACGGAGCCCCUCACCCACCAUGGGAGCCACGGAGCCCCUCACCCACCACGGGAGCCAUGGUGGAGCCCCUCACCCACCACGGGAGCCAUGGUGGAGCCCCUCACCCACCACGAGAGCCACGGAGCCCCUCACCCACCACGGGAGCCACGGAGCCCCUCACCCACCACGGGAGCCACGGAGCCCCUCACCCACCACGGGAGCCACGGAGGAAACGGGCCGGGCGGGGACGGGGAGGGCAGGGGACAGGCAAAGCCACGUUCUCCGCAGGAGCUUGCGUCUGCUUGA
Messenger RNA from Dipodomys spectabilis (banner-tailed kangaroo rat), 1971 nucleotides. RefSeq names its product vegetative cell wall protein gp1-like. The transcript has a single exon. The record is from RefSeq and is a predicted model, not a curated record. Lineage: Eukaryota; Metazoa; Chordata; Mammalia; Rodentia; Heteromyidae. The coding region runs from base 1 to 1971 and encodes 656 amino acids.